GUGCCAGAACCUAUUCAAGCCAACACAAUAACGAGACCAAAGUGUGACGGCUUUUUUAUUGCUUGCUGAGGAGAGUGAUCCCACACAAUACAGCAAAUUGAAUGAGGUAUGUUUCUGUUCUAUCUGACAUCUCUUGCAAUCGUGACAUCAUUGGCGGCUGACACUUGUCCUGAGACGUGUUUGUGUCGUGGAGACACAUUAACAUGUUCUCCUGACACAAAUGAAGGAGUUAAACUUGAAAGAAUUCCCACUGAUCUUCAAAAGUACAACUUGUUGCACAUCAGAAAUGUGAAGUUGGAACACAAUGACAUCCAGCAAGUCGAACCUGGUGAUUUCUCAGGUCUAUCUCAAGCCCAACACCUAUAUUUAGAGCAUAACCGAGUGAGGGCGCUAAUACGAGAUGGUUUCAACGGACUGGACGGUGCAAUUACAAUCAAACUGUCACAUAAUCUCAUUCGAUAUAUUGAUCGUUUUGCUUUUGAUGGAUUAUACAACAUUCGCAAAAUCGAUUUAUCUCACAAUGAGAUAGCGUUUAUAGAAGAUGCACCUUUUCAGACAGCACAUGGUCUAAGGAGCAUACUCUUGCUAGAUCUUUCUUUUAAUCAAAUAAAAAAAGUUGACGAUGUGAUGUUUCUUGGACUGGAAUCGUUGCAAGAAUUAUAUUUGAACCACAACCUGAUCAGUAAGGUCGGUAUUGCUGCCUUUAUGCCGCUUCGGAGUCUAAGAAUGUUAUACUUGGCUGGUAACCCGAUAAAGUGCAGCUGUAGUUGGUUUGAAGUGUGGGACGUUUUGCAAUCACGUGACAUCGAAAUUAUGGAUACCAGCGACGCCGUAAACUGUAACUUCAAAGAUGCAACAAAUUGCAGAUCUUUAUCACUGAGCCGGAACGUCUCACAAGAAAGUCCAGAAAUCGGAACCGGCACAUUCGAACCGGAUCAGGAACAAGUAGUCACCACCAAACUGACCAUAGAUGACCUCCGACCUCCAGAUACGGACGAGUCCGGUUACAUUAUAUCCGGAGCAGACUCCUACCCAAUACGGAGUCCGGAGGGCGAGAGGGUACUGAGUGAAUACGACGUUCUGAUGCGGCAGCGUAUUGAGGCGAUACACGACGAGGGAAAGAAGAAACUCUACUCUCUCGUCUUCCACGAACGAAUGAGAAACUUUAUUACUGCAUUACAAGGAGGAAAAGGCUCAGUGUCAACCGUAAAGGCCACCACUACACCCGGAAACGAAUUAGACACAGACUAUGGAGAAGCUGUAUUCGAUGGGUACGAAAAAGACACGAGAAAUACUGUUUUUGAUGGAUACGAGAAGAACACGGGAAAAGCUGUAUUCGAUGGUUAUGAAACAGACACCAGAAUUGUGACACCAACAACGAAUACGUUUAAAAUAGGCGAACCAUUCAAAAUAAUGAUACCUCAGCUCGAACGUGUCCUAGAGCAACUUUUCCCGCCUAGUCUGUCCAAUUUCUCCGAAGUUGCUCGAGUGGACCUCGGUGAACCGAAGUCACCCGAGCGAUCCCGACUCAUCAAUCGGCUUGUUACGGGCGAUAUACAUGUAGAUGCUCUUCUUCGGAGAGAAAGCGAGCUCGCGAUGAAGAUGCUAGUAAACGUCAGUGAGUUGAUAAAUGCAACGACCCCCGAGUCUACAACAAUGGCGACAACCAACCUCACGUUGAUGACGAAAAGACCGUUGACAGACGCCCUCAAACAGCCGCAGAUACUUAUUCCUGCUGUGAUUGGUCUCCUCGUGUUUGUCUGCUUUGCGUCUCUAGCAAUCUCCAUGUUUUCAGGUCUCUGUCGUGCUCCAAAUGAAAAAUCCGGCGGUUUCGACCCAUCGAAAUGUUGCUCAUGCAAGUGGGUUGCCACUAUCAACGAGAAACUGAUGGUAAGGAAACUACACAUGGAACGACAAAGCAAAAAGACUACGGCAGCCAAGAGCGAGUUCCUUAAGUUGCACUGUCAAGCUAGAAAAUCUAUAAUCAGAUUGUCCCCAAGCACCUCACCAUCGGCGGACCCAUCUCUCCAUCAGCAGCCAGGAACAGGAGUCCGUGGUGUUGUCUCGAUCACACCCCUUGUUCUCACUGACGACUUCCCGAAAAGAUCGAAAACGUCACCCGGCAACGAACUCGACUCUGAAACAUAUAGUUCAUCCUCAUCACCAGACAUGAACAAAGACAUUAAGAACUGUCUCUCGCCUGAUGGAAAAGAGACAACUGGAGCUUUCACAUGUCGAAACCAUUCACCAGGGGAUGAAAUCACUCUCUUUGAGGUUCCACUGAGCAGAAGUACCAGUAAUCCCUUGAAAAAGAGAUUGGAAGAGCCCGGGUUAUCUGUGCGGCACGCACGUGACUCAACAAGUCCUCCUUGUAUCACUUCCGCUGUAGACGCAAUUUGCCAUAACAAAGAACCGAUAUCCACCCCUAUGAGACAUGCGGCGAGUAUGGAGAAAUCAUCUUCGGAACUUCGCUGGUAUGCAAGAGAAUGCCUCUCUAGCCAACGAAUGAUGGUGCAGGGCAGAACACCGUCUAUGACGUCAUCUGAUGACGUCAUAGGUGAUGCAGAUAUCAAGAAAGGAGAGAAUGGAAACUGAAAAAAAACAUACGU
Molecule: messenger RNA, 2609 nt
Organism: Asterias rubens (European starfish)
Lineage: Eukaryota; Metazoa; Echinodermata; Asteroidea; Forcipulatida; Asteriidae
Exons: 14
Coding region: 109-2595 (828 amino acids)
Cellular component (GO): plasma membrane
Molecular function (GO): protein binding
Source: RefSeq, a predicted model, not a curated record